AGAAAAUGUUUUGCCAGAAAGCUCCCCCACUCCUAUCCCACCUGUCAGCUUGGUGAAUAAUUAGCUGUCACGGCAUUUGUCGUUCUAGUACAUUCUUCUCUCAUUCUUUCGGUGAUCUGUGUCUUCCUCAAUCCAUCACGGUUCAUGGCUUCUUCUAGCUCCGGCAAUUCAAUACCUGCCCCUGAGGCAGUUCAAGUUCUUGUCUCUUCGCUAGCAGAUGAGUCUCCCAUGGUCAGAGAAGCCUCUACGGCUGCUCUCAAGGCGAUAGCUUCUCUGAACCCACUUCUGGUUCUUGAUUGUUGCUCCACUGUAUCGCGUGGCGGCAGGAGGAGAUUCGGGAAUAUAGCCGGUUUAUUUCAAGUAAUGUCAGAGGCAAUUCGUGCUUUGGAUAAGGAUGAUGUUGACCCUCCAUACAUGGCAAAGCUAGCUAAGAUUGCCACUGCUGAGAUCAUCUCAACCAAGGAAUUUGACGCUGAUUGGCAGAGGGCUGCUGCUGGUGUAUUUGUUGCAAUAGGUUCACAUCUGCCUGAUCUAAUGAUGGAAGAAAUAUUUCUUCAUCUCUCUGGGUCAAAUUCAGCUCUUCCAGCCAUGGUCCAAAUACUUGCAGAUUUUGCUUCAUCAGAUGUUUUUCAGUUCACUCCACGGCUUAAAGGAGUUCUUAAACGAGUUCUUCCCAUCCUUGGGAAUGUAAAAGAAAUGCACCGGCCAAUCUUUGCCAAUGCAUUCAAGUGCUGGUGUCAGGCCUGUUGGCAAUAUGGGAAUGAGAACCCUUUGUUUAUGGUUCUUGAUGGUGAUGUCAUGUCUUUUCUUAAUUCUGCAUUUGAACUUUUGUUAAGAGUUUGGGCAACUUCACGGGAUCUCAAGGUCCGCACAUCAUCUGUUGAGGCACUGGGCCAGAUGGUUGGUCUUAUAACCAGAACGCAACUGAAGACGGCAUUACCAAGACUUGUCUCCACUAUUUUGGAACUAUAUAAGAAAGAUCAAGAUGUUUCCUUUGUGGCAACAUGUAGUCUCCACCAUCUAUUGAAUGCCUCAUUAUUGUCAGAAAGUGGUCCCCCUUUGCUUGAUUUUGAGGAUCUCACUGUCAUAUUAUCAACACUUCUUCCAGUUAUUUACAUCCCUAAUGAAAGCAAAGAGCAUUCACAUUUCUCAGUGGGACUGAAGACCUAUAACGAAGUUCAGCAUUGUUUUCUGACAGUGGGUUUAGUGUACCCUGAGGAUUUAUUUGCGUUCCUUCUCAAUAAAUGCAGGUUGAAAGAAGACCCACUCACUUUUGGUGCACUGUCUGUCUUAAAACAUCUUUUGCCGAGAUUGUCUGAAGCUUGGCACAGUAAAAGGCCCAUGUUAAUUGAAGCUGUGAAGAUGUUAUUAGAUGAACGCAAUUUGGCGGUUCGCAAGGCACUUGCAGAGUUAAUCGUCGUUAUGGCUUCCCACUGUUACUUGGUUGGUCCACCAGGAGAAUUAUUUGUGGAAUAUUUAGUACGUCACUGUGCACUGUCGGAUCUGAAGAGGGAUGUUGUUGAAGGUUCCAAGGACUAUUUUGGGUCAACCAGCUCUUACCAUCCUUAUUCUUACAAGAAAGUGGAGACAAAGAUUGGAACAAUAUGUCCAUCAGAUUUACAAGUAAUUUGUGAAAAGGGUCUUCUUUUAAUAACUGUUACCAUUCCUGAAAGGGAGGUUUGCAGAUGCAUCUCUGAAUUGUGCAGACAUAGAUCUUUGCAGAUUAAUACACUGCUUUCAGACUGUAAAGCUCGUGCUGAUAUUCCAAAACCAGAGGAACUUUUUGCCCGUCUUGUGGUGCUUCUACACAAUCCUCUGGCGAGGGAGCAGUUGGCUACUCAGAUUCUAGCUGUCUUGUUUUAUUUAUCACCUCUCUUUCACAAGAAUAUUACCUUAUUUUGGCAAGAUGAGAUUCCAAAAAUGAAAGCAUAUGUGAGUGAUCCGGAAGAUCUUAAGCAAGAUCCAUCUUAUCAGGAGACCUGGGAUGAUAUGAUUAUUAAUUUUCUGGCAGAAUCUUUGGAUGUGAUUCAAGAUGAUGAUUGGGUGUUCUCUCUGGGAAAUUCUUUUGCUGAACAAUAUGAACUCUAUGCAUCUGACGAUGAGCACUCUGCAUUGCUUCACCGGUGUCUUGGUAUUUUGCUACAGAAAGUGCAUGACAGAAGUUAUGUUCGUGCUAAGAUUGACUUAAUGUACAGGAAAGCUGACAUUGACUUUCCAGUUAAUAGGCUUGGUUUGGCAAAAGCAAUGGGAUUGGUUGCUGCAUCCCACUUGGACACUGUCUUGGAUAAGCUAAAACAUAUUCUUGAUAAUGUUGGUCAUAGUAUCUUCCAAAGAAUACUGUCUUUUUUCUCGGAUAGAACCAAAAUGGAAGAAUCGGACGAUAUCCAUGCUGCUUUAGCUCUUAUGUAUGGUUAUGCUGCAAAAUAUGCUCCAUCAACAGUUAUUGAAGCGCGAAUAGAUGCACUCGUGGGCACUAAUAUGCUUUCUCGUCUUCUUCAUGUACGCCACCCUACAGCGAAGCGGGCAGUUAUCACUGCCAUCGAUUUAUUAGGUCAGUCUGUCAUUGGUGCUGCAGAAAGUGGUAUAUCGUUCCCAUUGAAAAGGAGAGAUCAAUUACUGGACUACAUAUUGACAUUAAUGGGUCGAGAUGAUGAAGAUGCAUUUUCUGAAUCUAAUCUUGAGCUCCUGCACACUCAGUCUAUUGCUUUAAGAGCUUGCACUACUUUAGUUUCUGUGGAGCCAAAACUGACAAAUGAAACAAGAAAUCUGGUUCUGAAGGCCACAUUAGGUUUCUUUGGUCUACCAAAUGAUCCUCCUGAGGUUGUCAAUCGACUUAUUGACAAUCUAAUUGCUCUGUUAUGUGCAAUUCUGGUUAUGAGUGGAGAGGAUGGACGAAGUCGCACAGAACAGUUACUAAAUAUCUUGAGACAGAUCGAUUUAUAUGUUUCCUCAUCAGUUGAAUAUCAGAGGAAAAGAGGUUGUCUUGCAGCUCAUGAGAUGCUUCUCAAGUUUCGUANAAUUUGUGUCAGUGGAUUCUGUGCACUUGGUUGCCAGGGAAGUUGCACACACAGCAAGCAAUUUCACGGUGCUCUGAAUCGCAAUAUUUCAAAUUUACCAACUGCAUUUCUAUCACCAAGUCGCGAUGCUUUGUGUUUAGGUGAGAGGAUUAUGGUAUACCUUCCACGCUGUGCUGACACAAAUCCAGAAGUUAGAAAAGUCUCUGCUCAGAUUCUUGAUCUUUUUUUCAGCAUAUCUCUAUCACUACCAAGGCCUGUAAACACUAUUGUUGGACUUGAUAUAGAAUUGUGUUAUAGUGCUUUGUCCUCCCUUGAGGAUGUCAUUGCUAUCUUAAAAAGUGAUGCCUCAAUUGAUCCGUCAGAAGUAUUCAACAGGGUUGUUUCAUCUGUUUGUACAUUAUUUACUAAGGAUGAGCUUGUUGCUGCUCUACAUGUUUGCUCAGGAGCUAUAUGCGACAAAAUCAAACAAUCUGCAGAAGGAGCAAUUCAGGCUGUGAUUGAGUUUGUUACGGAUAGGGGGAAGGAGCUGAACGAGUCUGAUAUUUCAAGGACGACACAAUCUUUGCUUUCUGCUGCAGUUCAUGUGACUGAGAAGUACUUGCGUCAGGAAACUCUUAGUGCUAUCUGUUCUCUGGCUGAGAACACCAGCUCAAUAAUUGUUUUCAAUGAAGUAUUAGCUGCUGCUGGAAGAGAUAUAGCCACCAAAGAUGUAUCCAGACUACGUGGUGGCUGGCCAAUACAGGAAGCCUUCUAUGCAUUCUCCCAGCAUGCAGUUCUUUCAUAUUCAUUCCUGGAGCAUGUAACUUCUGUUCUGAAUCGGACACCUACCCUUAGACGUGAAUCUGGAAAAGGAGAAAAUAACAGCAAUUAUGUUGCAAGUCACGUAAAAGAUGAUGUUUGCCAGGCAGCUGUUAUAGCUCUCACUGCAUUCUUCAGAGGUGGUGGUAAAGUUGGAAAAAAAGCAGUAGAACAAAGUUAUGCUUCUGUCCUCGCAACACUUGUGCUUCACUUGGGAAGUAGUCAUGGUUUAGCUAAUUCUGGCCAACAGGAACCUCUGCGUGUGCUACUGGUUGCAUUUACCGCCUUUUGCGAAUGUGUGGGUGAUUUAGAGAUGGGAAAGAUUCUGGCUAGAGAUGGAGAAAAUAAUGAUGACGAGAAGUGGAUUGGUGUGAUUGGGGACCUGGCGGGCUGCAUUUCCAUUAAACGACCAAAAGAGGUCCCAACGGUAUGUUUAAUUUUGAGCAGAUCAUUGGAUCAGUCCCUAAUAUUUCAAAGGGAAGCUGCUGCUGCUGCAUUAUCGGAAUUCGUACGCUUUAGUGUUGGUUUUGGCUCUGUAUUGGAGCAGAUGGUUGAGGGACUGUGUCGGCAUGUUUCAGAUGAAUCUCCAACUGUUAGGCGCCUUUGUUUGAGAGGACUUGUGCAGAUGCCAUCUAUCCAUAUUCUUCAAUACACCGCUCAGAUUCUGAGUGUUAUAUUAGCUUUGCUUGAUGAUUCAGAUGAAUCAGUUCAACUUACUGCAGUGCAAUGUUUGAUAAUGGUUCUUGAGGCAUCAUCCAAUGAUGCUGUUGAACCCAUUCUGCUUAACCUUUCUGUCCGGCUUCGAAAUCUUCAAAUAUGCACAAAUGCAAAAAUUCGAGCCAAUGCAUUUGCAGCAUUUGGAGCCCUAAGCAGAUACGGUUUUGGGGAACAACAUGAUGCAUUUCUUGAGCAGGUGCAUUCUACCUUGCCGCGUUUGGUUUUGCAUCUUCAUGAUGAUGAUCUUGGCAUCCGACAGGCUUGCCGGAACACUUUUAAAAGCAUUGCUCCAUUGGUGGACGCUGAUGGUAUGGUUGCACUUGUCAACACGCAUUGGUUUAGUUCUGACCACCGAGGUGACUAUGAAGACUUGCUUAGAGAGAUCGCAAGGCAAUUUACUCAACAUAUGGCUUCCAGGGUUGAUACCUAUAUGGAGUCAAUAAUACAGGCUUUUGAUGCGCCUUGGCCAGUUAUUCAGGCAAAUGCGGUUUAUUUAUGUAGCAGUAUGCUUGCUGUAUCAGAGGAUCAGCACAUCUCAGCUCUUUACUACAGUCAGGUGUUUGGAAUGUUGGUUGGGAAGAUGAGCCGGUCAACAGAUGCUAUUGUUAGAGCAACUUGCUCUUCGGCCCUUGGUUUGUUACUAAAAUCUGCCAAUUCAAUCUCAUGGAAAGUUGCUCGGCUUGACCCAGCGGACGCAAUUCAGCAAGGUCGUGAAUCAGAUUCUAAGAGGAGGUCAUGACAAGCACCUGAAAAAUGAACUGUUGGAGAGCUGAACCUGUUAAAUUCGGCUACACAAAUGAGAUUGAUCUCGUUGAUUCUACCAGGAUGGGGUUGGUGUGCUCAAGAACUUGGGUGUUCAAGUAUGUAAAAGCUUCCAAGAAAUUGUCCGUUUGUGUAUAUGCCUCUGAGUGAUUGUAAUUUUGAAUAUAGUGUGUUUGGGAGCAUGUAAAUUAGCUUAGUAGAGUCCUAUGCUGCUGGUUAUUAUUAUUAUUAUUAUUAUUAUUAUUAUUAUUAUUAUUAUUAUUAUUAUUAUUAUUAUUAUUAUGUUUUUGGUUAUUUUGUAGAAGCUUAGGAUUCAUCAGUAUUUAUGUUAUUUGAUACAGUUCAUAUUAGUACACUUCAUGGUAAGCAAACUUGCUAUUCGAAGAUCAUUGUGAGAUCAGAUCGUACGAGAUAUUAAACUAUUUGA
Molecule: messenger RNA, 5721 nt
Organism: Olea europaea var. sylvestris
Lineage: Eukaryota; Viridiplantae; Streptophyta; Magnoliopsida; Lamiales; Oleaceae
Product: protein SHOOT GRAVITROPISM 6
Exons: 52
Coding region: 145-5271 (1708 amino acids)
Cellular component (GO): cytoplasm
Source: RefSeq, a predicted model, not a curated record